AUGCACUUCACCAGCCUCGCCGCCCUCACACUUGGUGCCCUAGCGCCACUCGCCAGCGCCGUUGGCAACGCCAAAGUCCACAACAACUGCGCAGCCCCCUUCUACAUCUGGAGUGUCGGCAGCUCCGUCAGCGCCGUGCACAAGAUCAACCCCGGCGAGACCUUUAGCGAGCAGUUCCACCGCGACGCGACGACUGGUGGAAUUGCUCUCAAGAUCACUCGACAGAGCAAUGGGCUCUACAACGGCAGCCCGCAGCUGAACUUUGCGUACACGCUGGAUCCUAGCCAGGUGUGGUACGAUCUGUCGACCAUCUUUGGCACGGACUUCCAGGGCCAAGUGCUUACUGUUACCUCGGAGAAUGAUGCCUGCCCGACUAUUUGUUGGCCUGAUGGGACCCAGCCUGCUGGGAGUCAGACGAAGACUUGUGAGCCGGCUUCGGAUCAGACAUUGACGCUUUGUGCGAAGGGUUGUCCUGCUUAG
Messenger RNA from Aspergillus mulundensis, 480 nucleotides. RefSeq names its product putative BYS1 domain protein. NCBI's taxonomy places the organism in Eukaryota, Fungi, Ascomycota, Eurotiomycetes, Eurotiales, Aspergillaceae. Bases 1 to 480 code for a protein of 159 amino acids. The record is from RefSeq and is a predicted model, not a curated record. The transcript has a single exon.